Messenger RNA from Lindgomyces ingoldianus, 3750 nucleotides. Its product is annotated as elongator complex protein 1. Gene Ontology annotation, molecular function: tRNA binding; protein binding. Gene Ontology annotation, biological process: tRNA wobble base 5-methoxycarbonylmethyl-2-thiouridinylation. NCBI's taxonomy places the organism in Eukaryota, Fungi, Ascomycota, Dothideomycetes, Pleosporales, Lindgomycetaceae. The transcript is spliced from 8 exons. Gene Ontology annotation, cellular component: cytosol; elongator holoenzyme complex. Bases 1 to 3750 code for a protein of 1249 amino acids. The record is from RefSeq and is a predicted model, not a curated record.
AUGCGCAACCUGCGAAUCGUUGGAAGGUCGCUUUUGCGAUUUUCCGGCGACAACCCGCUGCCACUCGCUGCGACAGCCUGGGAUGUUGCCUCGAAUUCAGUCAUCUGUGCUUUUGGGCCUUCCAAAUCACGUGCCGUCAUCGAACUCAAACGUCUACACUACGGGCGAGACAGCGCCGAAGAUCAACUAGAGGACAUUGCUUCGUGGGAUGCUCCAUGCCCUUUACCUUCCCUCCCAUACGAUUCUAUACAAAGUCUUCAUCAUUUCUCGGACUCAUCAACAUCAUGCCUCGUCUUGGCUGGAGGAGACAUUAUUCUGGUCAGAGAGCACCCGCUUCCGGAUGAGGACUCAGUCGAGAUUGUUGGAUCUAUAGACGCUGGAGUAUCCGCCGCAGCCUGGUCGCCAGACGAAGAGCUUCUGGCCAUCACCACCGACGCCGAGACGCUACUUCUCAUGACUCGGGACAUUGAAAAUGUAGCAAACGUCACUCUUACUCCGGAAGAUACUAAAGUUUCUAGUCACGUAUCUGUGGGCUGGGGGAAAAAGGAGACUCAGUUCAAGGGCAAGAGAGCAAAGGCUUUGCAAGACCCUACUGUCCCAGAGCGUGUCGAUGAAGGAGUUCUGAGUCCCUUUGAUGAUGGGUUCGUGACGAUCUCUUGGCGGGGCGAUGGUGCCUAUUUUGCCGUUAACGGCGUCGAAGGAGGGCGUCGAAGGAUGAUCCGUGUGUAUUCAAGAGAAGGACAGCUCGAUGGCGUUAGUGAACCCGUAGAUGGCCUUGAAGGCGCCCUGAGCUGGCGACCAUCGGGCAAUCUAAUUGCGAGCAUCCGCCGUCUGAGUGAUCGUACUGAGGUCAUCUUCUUUGAGCGGAACGGCCUCCGGCACGGACAAUUCGAUUUACGACUUAGCCCGGAAGUGAUGCAGGAUCUCACCACGUCGUUGACCCUGAGAUGGAGUAGCGAUUCCAAUGUCAUUGCAGUGUGCUACCCGGCCAAGGUCCAAUUGUGGACGAUGAGCAAUUACCACUACUAUCUAAAACAGGAGCUGGUAUUUCCUGAGCCUGGUGCUCCGAAUGUCUUAUGCAACUGGCAUUCAGAGAAAGCUUUGUCACUGGCACUAUUCACACCUGGAUCACUCCAAGUUCUGGAAUACCUCUUUACUAUUGUUACCGGGCCUGCAACUCCCCCAAACGACUUUGGACUUGUCGCCUCUAUCGAUGGUUUAUCACUAAAGUUAACACCAUUACGAAUUGCCAACAUACCUCCUCCACUAUCCCUACACCAACUUGCUCUUGACCAUAAAGCAGUCGACGUGGCCAUUUCGCUGUCUAGUACCAGGCUCGCAGUUCUUUCAGAUCGGGAUAUUUCUGUUUAUGCUCUUAACAUGCGACGGAGGCCAGUCCCCGCUCCCGAGUUGAUGUGGCGAAGUGGGGCUUUCAAUGGUCAUUGUCCUCGCCAUGUUGCAUUUAUCGGGGACGAGGACAUAUUUAUUCUAACUGAUGAUUGGGAUACAGAAUAUAGCUGUCUGUGGAGGAUCACAGAGAAAGACUUUGUGCCGCUUGGCCAUAUAGCACGGACUAGGCAUAUAUCUUCCCUCCUACCCAGUGUGGACUACAAAGGCUUGUAUGCUCAAUUCGAAGAUGGAUCUCUGUACCAAGUCCAACACGAUGAGAUAUCGAGCGAUUCGGGUCCUCGAACGACUUUGAUCAACAAGUUCUCUUCGUGUCCUCCAGAACCAAUGGUUAUUGUUCAAGAUGGAAAGCCUAUCGCUUUCGGGUUAACUAAAAGUGGUGUACUUUACGCGAACAAACGGAUCCUCGUUCGAAAUUGUACAUCCUAUUUGGUUACGCCUGCCCAUUUAAUAUUCUCAACCGCUCAACAUCUCCUCAAAUUUGUCCACAUGACAAGUGUAGAUGAACUCGAAGUUCCCUUGGAUGAGCCACAGAAGGACGAGAGAUGUCGUAGCAUUGAACGAGGUGCUCGUCUCAUUGCCGCUAUGCCAACAACAUACUCAGUUAUACUGCAGAUGCCACGGGGGAAUCUUGAGACCAUCUACCCUCGUGCGCUUGUUCUUGCCGCUAUCCGACGAGGUAUCGAAGGAGAGCGAUAUGCAGAAGCAUUUCUAGCAUGCCGCAACCAGCGUGUGGAUAUGAAUAUUCUACACGAUCACGACCCGAAACGCUUUCUGGCUAAUAUCGAGAGUAUUGUUGAACAGAUUGCGAGGACUGAACAUAUUGAUUUGUUGCUUUCACAGCUACGGAACGAGGACGUCUCGGAAACAAUGUACAAAGAAACCCUUAAAACCAAAGACCCAAGUAUCAAGGCCAAUGGCCUAAAAUUUCCAAGUGAGACCAAAGUCAAUCGAAUCUGUGAUGCCUUCCUGGCUGUGCUCGAGCAGCCGCAAUACCGAGAGGAUCACCUCCAAAACAUCGUCACGGCUCACGUAGUUAAAGUGCCAGCGGACCUAGAGUCUGGAUUGGAAAUGAUCGGUAAAUUGCAAGCAGCCCAAAGCCCUCUCACCGAGAAGGCAGCUGAGCACAUCUGCUUCCUUGCAGAUGUCAACCAACUAUACGACGCAGCCCUUGGAAUCUAUAAUCUCGAGCUCGCCCUUCUAAUAGCUCAGCAAUCCCAAAAGGACCCUCGGGAAUACCUCCCACACCUCCAAUCGCUCCACGACCUGGCGCCUCUUCGUCGGAAAUUUAAGAUUGACGACCAACUUGGACGCAAGACCAAAGCACUUCGAUAUCUUAAAGAUCUUGAUGUUUUCGGCGAACUACAGGAAUAUGUCGUGAAGCAUGCUCUUUAUCCCGAAGCGUUGAAGAUGUUUCAAUACGACACAGCACGUCUCAAGGAUAUCAUGAGUAUCUAUGCCGACUAUCUGAGCACUUCACAUCGACAUAAAGAAGCGGCAAUUGCAUAUGAAUACCUAGAUGACUAUUCCCACGCCUACAAUUCAUACCUGUCCUUCGGGACAUCCGCCUGGCGUGAAACGCUAACCUGCGCAAGCCUGUCUGGCUUCAGUGAUUCUGACCUCACAUCCCUAGCAACCACCCUCCUAGAUUCCCUCACGGAAUCAAAAGACUACGCUUCAGCCUCAGCAAUUGCACUCGACUACCUCUCCGACUUGUCCACCGCAGCAAAGCUCCUCUGUCGUGGCUGCUGGUUCGCCGAAGCUAUGCGCAUAGUCACGCUGCACCGCGAGCCAUCUCUCAUAUCUUCAGUCGUCGACCCGGGCCUUAUCGAAGCAAGCGGUAGCAUGAAUGAGUUCCUCGCCGACAUGAAAGAGCAACUCAAGGCUCAAGUCCCACGUCUCCGCGAUUUGCGCGAGAAGAAGGCCUCGGACCCGCUCGCCUAUUUUGAAGGAACUAUGGACCAGGAGGCGAAUAUUCCAGACAACAUCUCCCUGGCCCCAACUGAUACCACCUCUGGUGGCACAUUCAUGACACGCUAUACAAACCGCACUGGAACGGUAAACACUACUACUACGCGGAAAACGAGUAAGAAGAAGAUGCGGGAAGAGCGGAAGCGUGCGCGAGGGAAAAAGGGGACGGUUUAUGAAGAAGAAUAUCUUAUGAAUUCGAUUGAGCGGUUGAUUGAGAGAAUCAAUGGGAUGAAUGACGAGGUAAGAAGGUUGAUCGAAGGUUUGGUGAAGAGGGGAAUGAGGGAGAGGGCUGAGGCUGUGGAGAAUGCGACUAGGGAUGUGAUUGAAAGGUGCGAGGAUGCAGUGAAGGAGAUCGGGUCAAGAUCCGGGUGA